Molecule: messenger RNA, 3699 nt
Organism: Castor canadensis (American beaver)
Lineage: Eukaryota; Metazoa; Chordata; Mammalia; Rodentia; Castoridae
Gene: Septin9
Product: septin 9
Molecular function (GO): GTP binding
Source: RefSeq, a predicted model, not a curated record
CCGAGGGGCUCCGGCGGCGAUCUCUGCACAGCAGAAGCGCGGGCGCGGAGCCCCAGCCAGCGCGCAGGGCCCGGGCCCGGCCGGGGACACACUUCCUCGCCGCCGCCCUCUGCGCGACUCCCUGCCCACGAGCCACCAUGUCCGACCCCGCAGUCAACGCGCAGCUGGACGGGAUCAUUUCGGACUUCGAAGCCUUGAAGAGAUCUUUUGAGGUUGAGGAGGUCGAGCCACCCAACUCCACCCCAGCCCGGAGAGUCCAGACUCCACUGCUCCGCUCCACUGUGGCCAGCUCCACCCAGAAGUUCCAGGACCUGGGUGUGAAGAACUCAGAGCCCGCAGCCCGCCAUGUGGACUCCCUAAGCCAGCGCUCCCCAAAGCCUUCCCUGCGGAGGGUUGAGCUCUCGGGGCCCAAGGCAUCUGAGCCUGUGUCCCGACGCACCGAGCUGUCCAUUGACAUCUCGCCCAAGCAGGUGGAGAACACUGGAGCCGCCGGGCCCUCCCGGUUCGGGCUCAAGAGGGCUGAGGUGCUGGGCCACAAGACACCAGAGCCGGCCCCUCGGAGGACGGAGAUCACCAUCGUCAAGCCCCAGGAGCCAGCCCACCGCAGGAUGGAGGCCCCCGCCUCCAAGAUUCCCGAGGUGCCUGCUGCCCCCGUUCUCGACGCAGCCCCCAAGAGGGUCGAGAUUCAGGUGCCCAAGCCAGCCGAGGCACCCACCUGCCCCCUUCCGCCCCAGAUCCUGGAGAAUUCAGAGCCCCCGAUGCCUCAGCUGCAGAGCAGGCUGGAGCCCAAGCCCCCUGGCGAGGCCCCUCCCAGGAGCCAGGAGGCCACCGAGGCAGCUCCCAGCUGUGUGGGCGACAUGGCUGACACCCCCAGAGACGCCACGCUCAAGCAGACACCUGCACCACGGAGUGAGAAGGCCCCCGUGGACUUCGGCUAUGUGGGGAUCGACUCCAUCCUGGAGCAGAUGCGCAGGAAGGCCAUGAAGCAGGGCUUUGAGUUCAACAUCAUGGUGGUUGGGCAGAGCGGCUUAGGAAAGUCCACCUUAAUCAACACCCUCUUCAAAUCCAAAAUCAGCCGGAAGUCAGUGCAGCCCACCUCAGAGGAGCGCAUCCCCAAGACCAUUGAAAUCAAGUCCAUCACCCACGAUAUUGAGGAGAAGGGGGUCCGGAUGAAGCUGACUGUGAUCGAUACACCUGGGUUCGGGGACCACAUCAACAAUGAGAACUGCUGGCAGCCCAUCAUGAAAUUCAUCAACGACCAGUACGAGAAGUACCUUCAGGAGGAGGUCAACAUCAACCGGAAGAGGCGCAUCCCAGACACUCGCGUCCACUGUUGCCUCUACUUCAUCCCUGCCACCGGCCACUCUCUCAGGCCCCUAGACAUUGAGUUCAUGAAGCGCCUGAGCAAGGUGGUCAACAUUGUCCCCGUCAUCGCCAAGGCUGAUACGCUGACCCUGGAGGAGAGGGUCUACUUCAAACAGCGGAUCACUGCAGACCUGCUGUCCAACGGCAUUGACGUGUACCCACAGAAGGAGUUUGACGAGGACUCGGAGGACCGGCUGGUGAACGAGAAGUUCCGGGAAAUGAUACCAUUUGCUGUGGUGGGCAGUGACCAUGAGUACCAAGUCAAUGGCAAGAGGAUCCUCGGAAGGAAGACCAAGUGGGGCACCAUCGAAGUUGAGAACACCAUGCACUGUGAGUUCGCCUACCUGCGGGACCUCCUUAUCAGGACGCACAUGCAGAAUAUCAAGGAUAUCACCAGUAGCAUCCACUUUGAAGCCUACCGCGUGAAACGGCUCAACGAGGGCCACAGCGCCAUCGCCAACGGGGUCGAGGAGAAGGAGCCAGAAGCCCAGGAGAUGUAGACACCACCCAUGCCCCGGGACCCUGCCCCCAAGUCUGUUCGUCCCCCCCCACCCCCGCCGAGGCCCACCCACUUGCCCCAUCUUAUUUUAUACAACUUUGUCCAUUUGUCAUUGUUCUCCACCCCUUCCCACGCUGCCAGGUAACAAGUGUGUUUGUCAUUAGCCCCCACCUGCUGUGGGCAUGGGGUGGGUGGGACCUGGGCCUGGCCUUCCCCUGGGCUGGAGGAGAGGACCUAAGGAAUCUGACCCCCUACACAGGCCCAGUCCCCCAGGGGCCACAAGAGUCACUUGUCUGUGCCCACCCCUGUGAGUUCUCAGAGCCAGAGCCUCUGCAGGACCAGAUCCCCUCCACUCCCAUGGGCACAGCCCUUAGACUGGUCAGAGGCUGUGCCCAGGGGAGGAUAGAGCUGGCCAGGAGAAUCUGGAGUUGGCUGGCUGUCCCCCCAUGUGGCACCUCACUCCCCUGCUCCCAAGGGGAGACUAGAGGAUUCCACAACCCAAGUUGCCAAUUGCUAAGACGUGGCAAGGCCCAGGCUGCUCUUGCCCAGAAGCCUGUUCUGGAGCAGAAAGUGCCUUUAUCUCAGCUGUCCACACCAGCCAGUGGACUCUCCCCUACUGUCCCCUCAGGCCAGAAACAGGGACAGGUUGGAGAGAGGGAGGUAUGUAUUGUUUCCCCUCCCCCCUCCCUCCUCACACCUCCUGUGCUGCCAACCCACUGGGUUCUAAGGAUGCUUAGGAAGCACAGAAGGUGCUUCCACCCUGAAUCUGAAAGUUCUAAGCAAGUGAAUCCAGUAGAGAAGACAGGGAGGAAGCCAUGGAAAGUGCUGGAAGGAGGGUGGAGGGGUGUGUGGGAGCUGUGUUGCCCUGCACGGGUGCCCGGGGAGGUCUGUCUCAUCUUUGGUUUGGCCCUAGAUGCUCUAGUUACAUUGGCACUCAUUCACCCCACCCCCAGACUCACCAUCCUGGCUCAGGCUUUGCUGACUCAGUGACCCAGGCCAGUGGGAGCUGGUACAACCUGACCAUUUGUUGUCAUACAUGCGCCUAGGUUCCUGCACCCCAGAACCCAUCAUAAAGACCCCUAAAGAAGGAGAGACAGAGGGGUCAGAGAUGCAUGGAACACAGCCAGGCUGCAGAGCCAGACUGCACAGUGGCACAGCCUGGUUCUUUCACCCUUUAUCCUUGUGACAGGGGCCAGCAAGGACCAUCACCAUGCAUAGCUGACCAAAGUCACUUCCUUUCUGCCUCCCGUUCCUGGCGAGGUUGGAUGCAGGUGUACAGCGCCAAGGCAUGUCUGUCUGCAAGACCCCAGGCUGGCUUCUUGCAGCUAGAAGUGCAAUGGGAGAGGCAGGGUGCGGAGAGACUUGGUGCAUGGGUGUGGGUGCUGCUUUGGGUGUGUGUGUGCAUAUGUGUGCGCAUGCGUGUGUGUGGAAGUCACAGCACCGGGCGUCUUAAUCCACCCCCACCCAGGCAUGGCAGGACCCUCACCAAGCUCCCUCAGCUGAACAGUUUACUUGCUAACUGCCAACUUGCCGAGUUUUUGCCAAAACCAAGACUUUGAAGGAACUGUCCAGCCCCAGGGGCCAGGAUGUGAGCAGCCUUCCCCAGCCCCCAUGUCACUCGGGGUUUUAGCCCCCAUGUCACUCGGGGUUUUAGCAGCAAUCCCUGCCUUGGGAUGGCUUUGCUUUCCUUCUCUGUAACCAGAUUUUGAAAACUAUUCAUUUCACUGGGCUCUGUUCCACAAUGGCCUUUUGCUAUGUGCCUCCUGAGAAAUUCGUCUCUUUUUGUAUAAAUAACAAAGUGUUGAAAAUGUAUUUCCUGAAAUAAACGUUUCAAA